Phascolarctos cinereus (koala) is the source of this 1744-nucleotide messenger RNA. RefSeq names its product TOR signaling pathway regulator (gene TIPRL). Gene Ontology annotation, biological process: TOR signaling. Lineage: Eukaryota; Metazoa; Chordata; Mammalia; Diprotodontia; Phascolarctidae. The record is from RefSeq and is a predicted model, not a curated record. Gene Ontology annotation, cellular component: cytosol.
GGGAGGUGGGGGGGGGGGAGAAGGGAGGCUGCUGCCGCCGCCGCUCGCGCUGGUUCCACGCCGCCACCGCGGCCAUGAUGAUCCACGGCUUCCAGAGCAGCCGCCAGGAGUUCUCCUUCGGGCCAUGGAAGCUGACGGCGGCCAAGACGCACAUCAUGAAGUCGGCCGAUGUGGAGAAAUUAGCUGAUGAGCUACACAUGCCAUCUCUUCCUGAAAUGAUGUUUGGAGACAACGUUUUAAGAAUCCAACAUGUUUCUGGCUUUGGAAUUGAGUUCAAUGCGACUGAUGCUUUAAAAUGUGUAAACAACUACCAGGGAGUGCUUAAGGUAGCAUGUGCUGAAGAAUGGCAAGAGAGCAGGGCUGAGGGUGAACACUCCAAAGAGAUUAUUAGACCCUAUGAUUGGACCUAUACCACAGAUUACAAAGGAACAUUGCUUGGUGAAGCACUUAAGUUAAAGGUUGUGCCUACAACAGAUCAUAUAGAUACAGAGAAAUUGAAAGCCAGGGAACAGAUUAAAUUUUUUGAGGAAGUUCUGUUGUUUGAAGAUGAACUUCAUGAUCAUGGAGUUUCAAGCUUAAGUGUGAAAAUUAGAGUGAUGCCUUCUAGCUUUUUCCUGCUGUUGAGAUUUUUCUUAAGAAUUGAUGGUGUGCUCAUCAGGAUGAAUGACACAAGGCUUUACCAUGAGGCUGACAAGACUUAUAUGUUAAGAGAAUACACUUCAAGAGAGAGCAAAAUAGCAAAUUUAAUGCACGUACCACCAGCCCUCUUUACAGAGCCUAAUGAAAUAUCACAAUACCUACCUGUAAAGGAGGCAGUCUGUGAGAAGCUGGAGUUUCCAGAAAGAAUGGAUCUCAACCUUGUGGUAGCACAGGAAAAUACAUGCAUGGAAUCUAAAUAAAAUGUCAUACAACAUGAGCUCUCUGCGGAACCCUCACUGGAGAUGACUACUUUUUGGGUUGUCCGGGGAGGGCUGUCUAAGAGACAAUGAACUGCCUUUCCUUGUGUCCAGAUUUUCUGUAGCCUUAAAGGAAAGAAAAUGAAGGCUUGAUGUAGGCAGGUUCUAUCCAAACUGCUGUUCAUAUCACCUGUCCAUAUCUAUCCAUAUCUAAAAUUAAUGGGAGACUAAAUUGAACCAAGGUUUUCAGUUGUUAUAGAAUGGGACCUCAGCAGUACAUAUUUAUUUGUUCUAAAGAGCAAUCAGAGGCAGUGGGCAUGUAAUUACCACAAAUUUUAUUUUGCAUGAAGAGAUUAAUUAAAUGAACCAAAUCUAGUAAUUCUUUUAUACUUUCAUGGAAUUCCCAGAAAAUGAAAGAUUGUGCAUUUUGAUAGCUUUUCAAUUUUAGCUUUGCAGAAAAAUGAUGAUAAAAGGCACUGCUGGAAAGAAGCGACUUGAGUUCAAAAGUUAAUCUCACAUUUCAUAUUCACAGAAUAAGUUUAUAUUUUGUCUUCAAAAAACAUGUUUAAUGGGAUUUUAAGGCAAAAUGUUUGUAGUUAGAACUAAAAAAUUUAGUUCCAUAAUUUCAUGCUAGUUCAUCUAUUAAAGCAAUGAUUAAUAGCUCAUAUCCCUCAGCUGUGGCUCCUCACUGACAGGUGUGCUGGUAUCACAACUACUUUUUGGCCAACAUCUUGUAAGGGCAGGUGCCUUAUUUUUGGUUUUAUUGUACUGAUGGUUUUGUGCUUCUUUACGUAACACUUUAGAAUGAAUAAAUAUGCUGAAGUUGGUGUCAGUACUGAGAAAUUUUA